Molecule: messenger RNA, 1468 nt
Organism: Aphanomyces invadans
Lineage: Eukaryota; Oomycota; Saprolegniomycetes; Saprolegniales; Verrucalvaceae
Exons: 9
Coding region: 24-1424 (466 amino acids)
Biological process (GO): rRNA processing; ribosomal large subunit assembly
Cellular component (GO): preribosome, large subunit precursor
Molecular function (GO): rRNA binding
Source: RefSeq, a predicted model, not a curated record
GUUGUGUUGGUGGCCAAUCGAGGAUGCCGCGGAAGGGAGGAAAACGAAAAAAGACCAGGACCCAUGUGGCGACUGGGGCCGCGACGAACGCAGACGACAAAACGCCCAAGAGUUUUGUCUUCAAAUUGGGCAAAGCACCAGGGUGCAUCAUCUCCCUCGUGCAGGACAUGCGUCAAGUGAUGCUGCCGUUCACCGCAGAUCGCCUUCGCGAAAAGAAGAAGAACACGAUCCAGGACUUUGUCCACGUCGCCGCGCCAUUGGGUGUGUCGCACUUCCUCGCGUUUUCCAACACGGAUGCUGGCACAAACAUGAAGCUCGUGCGCCUUCCCCGCGGUCCGACACUCUCAUUCAAGGUCGUGCGGUAUUCGUUGAUGAAGCACAUCCAACGCAUUCAAAAACGCCCCGUUGACGCGUCGUUGGCGUUCAAGACGUCGCCUUUGGUGGUCCUGAACAACUUCACGGGCACCGAAGAUCACAUCAAGCUGCUCAAUGUGACAUUCCAAAACAUGUUUCCGGCCAUCGACGUCCAGACGAUUCAGCUCUCCGAGUGCCGUCGGGUGGUGCUAUUCCACUACGACAAGGAAGAAGACCUAGUCGAGUUCCGCCAGUUUGUCAUUCGAGCCAUGCCGCUGGGUCUGUCCAAGAGCGUCAAGACCCUCGUGAAGUCGCGCGUGCCAAACCUUGGCAACAUGGAAGACAUUGCCGAUUUUGUCUUUGGCGGCACCAACACUGGCAUGACGUCGGACAGUGAAGUGGACGACGAAACGGCGCACGUCGUGCUGCCCGACAAAUUCCGUGGCCGCGGCAACCAAAAGGCCGAGAAAAGUGCUGUGCGGCUUGCCGAAGUCGGACCUCGCCUCACGCUCAAGCUGACCAAGGUCGAGCGCGACUUGUGCGAUGGCGACGUGCUGUACCAUGCCUACGUUCAAAAAACACCGGAGGAAGCGGCGAAGCUCAAGGCGAAGAAAGACAUGGCAAACGCACUGAAGCGCAAGCGUCGCGAAGAACAGGAACAGAACGUGAGCAAGAAAGAGCAGGCAAAGGAAGAGAAGAAGCAGAACAAAGCGAUCAAGAAGAAUGCGGUCGAAAACAAACGCCGCCAACUCAUGCAGUACGCCAACGAAGAGGACGUGAGCGACCUCGAAGACGCCGAGUACUACCGCCAGGAAGUCGGCGAAGAGCCCGACGCGUACAUGUUUUCAGAUCGCAAGCCAAAGGAACCAAAGAAGCCGUUCGACAAGAAGAAAAACAGUGGCGCCGGCAGUCGUCGCAGCGACAACGGCACGUCCAAAGCGGGUGCCAAGUUUGCGGGCAAGAAGGAAAGCGGCAAGGCCGCGUUCAACAAGUUCAAAGGCCACGCCGGCAGCACCAAGAAAGGAGGGCCCAAGAAGUCUGGCGGCCGACGAAAGUUCGAUCGACAGUAACACGGCGCAAACAAACGCUCGACAAAAAAUCAUCUAUAUCUCUA